AAACAAAUUUAAAGCGUCUGACUCAUAAUUGAUGUGCCGUAAAAUUUAAAUACAAUAUAAUCUUUUUUCGUGAAAAUAGUAUUAUUCAAAUAUUAUCAUUAAAACGAAAUCAAAGUUCUUUUGAGUGAGAUCUGACAUAAAUAAUCUGACAUAAACUCUUCUAAAGUUUCAUUAGAAUAUAUCGAGAAGGCACGUUUUCUACUACUACAUGGAAGAGCGCGUGCGCUACUACACAGCGAAGAAAAACGAGGGAGAAUGAAAGAAAGAGAGAAAGAGAGAGCAACGAUGUUCGACAGUGCGGCUCCAGCAUCGGACGCGGCGGCUACACUCCUUCUCUCUUCUACGUCUCAGUUCGGUUCGCAGCCUUGUACAGUGAAGAAAGGGACAUCGUUCAACUUCUACAUUUUUGAGACUUCGUUUGCACGAAGAGAAAAGAAAAUCAUUGACCAGAACGUUCGAAAAGUUAUCGAUCCUGAUGGACCCGUUCACGUUAUUCGACUGUUCUCAUCUUCGAAAAUAAAGGAAAAAUUUGGCUAAAGUGAAUCGGAAUAAAGGUUACGAGUUUUAAUGGUGUGUAAAACAACGCGAUUUGUACUUUGGUGCAUCCGUGCUGUCGAGUGAUUGAUAUCAAGAAUUGAAAGAGACUGAAGGAUUUAAACGUUAAAAAGGGAAUCAAAAUGUGCGGAAUUUUUUUGAAAUUUUUCCUACUUGUUAUUAUCACGUUUUUCGUGGUACUUGCUGAUCCUGAUCCAUCCGAUGAACUUUAUUCUCGAUGGCCACCGACGAGUCGUGACGAAGACAAGUGUUAUGAUAGUCAAGGAAAACCACAGAGAUGUAUACCACCCUUUGAAAACGCUGCUUUCAAUGUAUUCAUGGAGGCAACAAAUACAUGCGGAGAAGAACGUCCAACAGAAUUUUGCAAACAAACUGGAGUACAAAGAAAAUCUUGUGAAAUUUGUCGAUAUGGCGAUCAUCCAGCCUCUUUUCUUACCGAUCAUGAUAAUAACGACAAUGCGACUUGGUGGCAAUCAGAGACUAUGUUUGAGGGCAUCGAAUAUCCUAAUCAAGUCAACUUGACUCUUCAUUUAGGUAAUAAGACGUUCGAUAUCACAUACGUCAGAGUACUCUUCGAAUCACCUCGUCCAGAAAGUUGGGGUAUAUAUAAAAGGAAAAACGAGCAGUCACCUUGGGAGCCUUAUCAAUUUUAUUCGGCUACCUGCAGAGACACGUACGAGCUACCAGAAUCGAAAGAAACUGUACGUGGUGACGACACAAGAGUACUUUGUACUUCCGAGUAUUCGGACAUUUCGCCAUUAUCAAAAGGGACAGUAGCUUUUUCUACUUUGGAAGGACGUCCUUCAGCGUAUUAUUUCGAAAUGAAUCCAGCAUUACAGGAAUGGGUACAAGCAACUGAUCUAAGGAUCACUUUGGAUAGAUUAAACACUUUCGGUGAUGAAGUAUUUGGCGAUGAUCAGGUUUUAAAAUCUUAUUAUUACGCGAUCGCUGAUGUUGCAGUUGGAGCACGUUGCGCUUGUAAUGGUCAUGCUGGGCAAUGUGUAAACAGUACAAGCGUUGAUGGUAAAACGCGAAGAGUUUGUAGAUGCGAACAUAACACUGCUGGUCCGGAUUGUAACGAAUGUUUACCUUUUUAUAACGAUGCUCCAUGGGGUCGUGCCACGACGACUGAUGCUCAUGAAUGCAAACCUUGUAACUGCAAUGGAUAUUCCGAAAGAUGUUAUUUCGACAAAGAGUUGUAUAAGGCGACUGGUCAUGGUGGUCAUUGUUUAGACUGUAGAGCUAACCGAGAUGGAGCUAACUGUGAAAGAUGUCGGGAGAAUUUUUAUCAACGUCCGGAAGAUAAUUACUGCGUAUCUUGUAACUGCAACGAGAUUGGUUCAAGAAGUUUACAAUGUAACAGCGAAGGCAGAUGUCAAUGCAAGGCGGGUGUAACAGGUGACAAGUGCGAUCGUUGUUCUGCGAAUUUCUACAAUUUUGGAUCUCUUGGUUGUACAUCUUGCGAAUGUAGUUUACCAGGUUCGCAAGCAAAUACACCGAACUGCGAUUCGACUAGUGGAGUUUGCGUGUGUAAAGAAAAUGUUGAGGGAAAACGUUGUCGAGAAUGUCGACCAGGUUUCUUUAAUCUAGCUUUGGAAAAUGAAUUCGGUUGUACUCCAUGUUUCUGUUAUGGCCAUUCAUCGAUAUGUAUGCCUGCAGCUGGUUACUCGAAAGUCGUUAUUGAGAGUAUGUUUGUCCGAGGAAAUGAACGCUGGUCAGCUACCGUAGCUGGAAACCCAAUACCUGUACAUUAUGAUCCUCUAACGCAAACGAUAUACGCUACAGCGUUAGAUCGUGACAAUGUUUACUUCAUUGCACCUGAUAGAUUUUUGGGAGAUCAAAGAGCGUCGUACAAUCAAGAUCUAUCGUUCACUUUAAGGAUAGGAGAGGCAGGUCCUGCCCCAACUGCACACGAUGUAAUAUUGGAAGGUGGAAACGGUGAACAAAUAACGCAACCGAUAUUUGGUCAAAAAAAUCGUAUGCCAACUGUCACGCCACAAGAAUAUAGAUUUAGAUUACACGAGCAUAGCGAAUAUGGUUGGCAACCGAGAUUAUCUGCCAGAGCUUUUAUGUCCAUUCUCUCCAACUUAACCGCUAUAAAGAUACGUGGAACUUACACGCAUCAAGGUAGAGGUUUUCUGGAUGACGUUAAAUUGGAAACUGCACUUCGCGGUGCUGCCGGUGAACCUGCUGAUUGGGUUGAACAUUGUAAUUGUCCUCACGGCUAUGUUGGUCAAUUUUGUGAAUCUUGCGCACCUGGUUUUCAUCAUGAUCCACCAAAUGGUGGUCCUUUUGCUCUUUGCGUUCCAUGUAAUUGUAACGGACAUGCAGAUAUUUGCGAAGCUGAAACGGGUCAAUGUAUUUGUCAACAUAAUACCGCUGGUAGUAAUUGUGAAUUAUGUAGUCGUGGAUAUUAUGGGUAUCCUUUAAAAGGCACUUCCAACGAUUGUAAGCCAUGUCCGUGUCCUGAUAACGGUCCUUGCAUUCUUCUUGGUAAUAAUCCUGAUCCGAUUUGUUCUGAAUGUCCAAUAGGAAGAACAGGACCAAGAUGUGAAACUUGUUCAGAUGGUUACUUCGGUAAUCCCGAAAAGGGAAUAGCUUGUCGACCUUGUGAUUGUAAUAAUAACAUUGAUUUAAAUGCAGUACGAAAUUGUAAUCACGAAACCGGAGAAUGUCUGAAAUGUGUCAAUAACACUGCUGGCUUUCAUUGCGAAGAAUGUCUUUCGGGUUAUUAUGGAGAUGCUUUAUCCGAUAAUAGAGAAGAUGGAUGCAAAUUGUGUCAGUGUUAUCCACCAGGUACAGUUGAACUUGAAGAUGGAAGAGUCGCUCCUUGCGAUCAGCUUGUAGGUCAUUGCCUCUGCAAACCCCAUGUAAUAGGACGUAACUGUGAUAAAUGUGAAGAUGGAUAUUAUCAUAUUUUAAGCGGCGAGGGGUGUACACCUUGUAAUUGCGAUUCUGAGGGAUCUUAUAACCGGACUUGUAAUACUGUUACUGGUCAGUGUCAAUGUAGACCAGGAAUAACUGGUCAACGUUGUGACACUUGUUUACCAUAUCAGUUUGGUUUUAGUAGAGAAGGUUGUAAACCUUGCGAUUGUGACAGAAUUGGAUCUCAAGAUUUACAAUGUGAUGCCAGUGGACAAUGCCUUUGUCUUACAAACGUAGAAGGAAGACGUUGCGAUCGCUGUAAGGAAAAUAAAUAUAAUAGACAAAAUGGUUGCAUCGAUUGUCCUGAUUGCUAUAAUCUAGUUCAAUCUGCAGUCGAUAAACAUAGACAACGUUUAUCAGAAUUAGAGAAUACACUUAAAAAGAUUAAUAGUAGUCCAACUGUCAUAAAAGAUUCUGACUUUGAAAAGGAAUUAAAAAAUGUUCAAAACAAAGUGAAGAAUUUGUUGGAUAUUGCCAAGCAAGAGUCUGGAAGUGGAAAUAAAACGCUCGUUGAGCAACUCGAUGAAUUGCAUAGCCAAUUGACUGAAAUAAGUGUUAUUUCACAAACAGUAAAUAUCACAGCAGCUGAAGCAUAUAAGACUACUACAGAAGGAUUAGCAAAUGUCAAUACAGCAGAGACAGUGUUAGACAAAAUACAUGAUCAAUUGACUGAAGCGGAAGAUUAUUUAGCUACAGACGGAGCAACGGCAUUAGCAGAAGCCAAAUUACGCGCUGAUCAAGUUGGUCAACAGAAUCAACAAAUGACAGCUAUUGCACACGAAGCACGUAUUUUAGCUGAUUUUAAUACCAAUGAAGCUAAGAAAAUUCAUAUGCUGGCUGAACAAGCUCGAAAUACGUCCUUAGAGGCUUAUAAUCUUGCUAAAAAGGCAAUAGCUAAAAAUUCAAACAUGACAGAUGUUUUAAGAGAAUUAGAAAAUAAAUUGGAAACGUUAGAAGAUCGUAUGAAUGAAGUGAAGAAUCUUACAGCAGUUGCAAGUGCAAAGUCAUUUGCAGUUUCUCAGGAAGCAUUAGGUUUAUCUAUAUUAGAUCUUUCUCUUCCUUCCGUAGACGUUGAUUUACUUCAAACUCAAGUAGAUGCUGUCAGUAAUGAAGGAUUACGAUUAAAAGAACAAGCACAAUUAAUAUUAGAACAAAAUGAGAAAUUCAUUAACGAAAUGACGGAAAAAGUAUGGAAGAGUGAACAAUUGUUAGAUAAAGCACAAGAUCAACAAGCAGCUACUGCAGAAUUGCUUGCAGAAUUAGACGGUGCGAAUGAAAAAGCAAAUAAUGCUGUCAAACGUGGUGAUCAAACGUUAAAAGAAGCGCAAGAGACUUUAAAAAAAUUAGGAGAAUUUGACGACGAAGUGCAACGCGAACGUAUCAAAGCCCAAGAUGCAUUGGAAAGUACUGAAAAGAUUGAAAUAAUGAUUCAAACUGCGAUAAAAGAUAUUUUCCAACUUGAGAAGAUAUUAAAUGGAUCUGAAAAUAAUGCAAGAAGUGCACAUGAAAAAGCGCAACAUGCACAGGCAUAUGCAGAGAAAGCUAGUAAAAAUGCAAAUGAUAUUAGAAUACAGGCAAAUAGGACUAAAUUAGAGGCAUUGCGUUUAGGCAAUGAAGCAGAAAUAUUACAUCUUAGAGUUGAUACUACAGAUUCUCUAAUGAAAGAUUAUGAGGUUCAAGUUGGAAAAGAUACGAAUGUUACUACAGAGGCAAACCAUAAAGUUGGACAAGCAAAAAUCAAUGUAGGUUUAACUGCAACGUAUGUUGAUAAAGCAUUAUCAGAUAUAGCUGAAAUCAUAAAAGAACUUGAAGAUCUUCCUGAAUUAGACGAUACACACUUGAAUCAUUUAGAAGAACGUUUAACUGCAGCAGAAAAAGAAAUUAAAGCUGCCAAUUUAGAUCAGAGAAUUAAAGCAUUAACAGAUGCAAAAAAUAUGCAAACGCAAUGGGUUAAAAAUUAUGAAGACGAAGUCAAUAGAUUAAGAAUAGAAGUUGAAAAUAUUGAUGACAUAAGAAAAGCUUUGCCUGCAGAUUGUUUCAAACGUGUACGUUUGGAGCCAUAAUUAUAAUACUUGAAAAGGCACUAGUUAAAUAUACAGAUAAUUUCUGAAGUUUAUUCUAAAAAUGGAUUAUAUACGAUAAAUUUAUCUAUCGUAUUUAAAUGUUUUCUGAAAGAACAACCUUUUAGCUUUUAUAUCAAAAAGGUGCCUUAAUAAAUUCAUACAUGUAGCGUAAUGAAUAAAAUAAUAGAUUUCACGUGUAAUGUCAUAUAAUAUUAUAUGAUAACACGUAAUACUUUAAUAUAUUGCACAUUUAUAAUAGCUGUGAGCUAUUAAGUCGUAUAAUAUCAUUUUAUUUAAUAUGCGCAUUUUUUAAGAAAAAGCUUUUUUAUUUUUUACAUAUUUGCUAUCGUAAGAAGCAAAUAAUUGCAAUAAUAAACAUUACACCAAAGAUUUUUUAUAGUUUAUACAAUAUGACCAACUAUGUAGGAUCUUCAAAUCUUUAAUUUUAUAUAACUUUUGAUUAUAUACAUAAACGUAAUCCGUAAAAUUUUAUAUAUAAAGUAUUCUUAUAUUUGGAGUAAUCCAUAAAAUUUAUCUGAAUUAGGAGAAGUAAUACUAAUAUUUUACAUAAAAAGUGAAAGUUGAGUUGAAUAUGCUACUAUUAAAUAUUAUUUUUUUUCACAAAUUUGACAGUACAUUUUUAUAUAUUAUUUUAAAACGUACAUAUUGGAUAAUAUUAUUUAAUUUUCAAAUCGAAUAUACAUAUCGCAACUUUAUACAACGUAUUUGUGUAUAUUGUGUAUUUUUUCUAUAUAGAAAAUAGAAUAUAAUAGAACAUUUUAUACAAUUGCCAAUUAGUAUAUAAUAUAAGUUGACGUAACGAUGAAAAUAGAAACUUAAAUAAAGAAAGUUUUGCAAUUAAAUGUAAUCAUCGAUUAUAUCCAUUUGUUGA
Molecule: messenger RNA, 6435 nt
Organism: Vespula vulgaris
Lineage: Eukaryota; Metazoa; Arthropoda; Insecta; Hymenoptera; Vespidae
Gene: LanB2
Product: laminin subunit gamma-1
Exons: 27
Coding region: 678-5543 (1621 amino acids)
Source: RefSeq, a predicted model, not a curated record